Molecule: messenger RNA, 2264 nt
Organism: Microstroma glucosiphilum
Lineage: Eukaryota; Fungi; Basidiomycota; Exobasidiomycetes; Microstromatales; Microstromataceae
Product: MFS general substrate transporter
Exons: 4
Coding region: 101-1975 (624 amino acids)
Biological process (GO): transmembrane transport; basic amino acid transport
Cellular component (GO): fungal-type vacuole membrane
Molecular function (GO): basic amino acid transmembrane transporter activity
Source: RefSeq, a predicted model, not a curated record
CUUUCUUCUGCUUGGUCUCUCUCCCUCUCUGUCGCUCUCUCUACUCGUGCGAUUCAUCUCCGGUCUGGUUGGGUAUCCUUCAGAGCUUCUGACCAACGCGAUGGCGCGUCCCGGAGAUAGCGAAAGCGGUAACGCGGCAACUUCCCGGGCAACGGAGCGCACACCGCUGCUAUCUUCUGCCUCACAAGACGCUCCGAGGGAUGCAGAGUCCGCUGGAAACGUCGAAAGCGAGGGUGAAGGUGGUGCUAAUGGUGAUGGUGCAGAUGUAAAGCCGGGGGAAGAGUCAGAGGAGACGCCUUUGCAUAUCCUGCUCCCGACUAUGGUCGCGCUGUUCUCGGCAAUCAUCCUCUCUGCAUUGGAUGGUGUCCUCGUCACAACGCUACUAGCCCCAAUCUCGAGCUCCUUUGGGGAGUCUCAGAAGGGGACGUGGUUGGGAACCAGCUACUUGAUCUCCACGACUGCCUUCUGCACCACAUUUGGUAAGCUAGCCGAUGUGCUAGGUCGGAGACCGAGUAUGUUGCUGGCAUUGUUCUUCUUCGGGCUCGGCAAUCUCGGCUGCGCCUUGGCUCCUACCAUGAAUGCCCUCAUCGCAGCACGGAGCGUAGCUGGGAUCGGUGGAGCCGGUGUGCAGACAAUGGGAUCCAUCAUUAUGGGCGACCUCGUCCCAUUGAGAAAACGUGCGCUCUGGCAGGGGAUGGCAAAUAUCGUCUUCUGCGUGGGCACAUCUGGUGGAGCCCCUCUAGGCGGCGUAAUCAGCGCAACGCUAGGAUGGCGCUUUGGAUUCGGCGCUCAAGUACCUCUUCUGUGUAUAUCGGCACUACUCGUCACCAUUUUCGUGCGUCUACCCGCAUCCCGGGAGGUACAGGCUCAGUCUCUUGGAACCAAGAUCCAGCAUUUCGACUUGGCAGGAAUUGCAACUCUAUCCGUUGCCGUGAUCUCUUCGCAGACUGCCAUCUCCUUCUGGUCUGGCGAGGAGCUUUCCUUCUUUCAUCCUCGUGUUGGGGGUCUGCUGCUACUUGCAGUCCUAGCACUUACCUCUUUCAUCUACAUCGAGGAGUACGUUGCAAAGGAGCCCGUAGUCCCCUUCCGUCUGCUUCACAACCGCAACUUUGCACUUUCGACCCUCUUCUUCUUCUUGGUAUCAUUCUCAAUCUUUGUAAUGAGCUUCCACAUGCCGCUGUUCCUCGAGACGGCCCUACUGCUUUCACCGGCUCAAACGGGCCUCCGGACAGCGCCUUGCGCCUUUGCCAUCUCUAUAGGCUCCAUCUCGGCUGGAGUUUACAUACGACGCUUUGGAAGAUUCAAGACAAGUCUAAACUUGAGCAACUGUCUAAGUAUUGUCUCAGCCAUCAUGCUCUGUACGUGGGACCGUAAGUCUACCCCAUCUUGGUUCUUUUUUGUGUCUCCGAUUCCGCUCGGGUUGGGUGCGGGCUUUGCUAGUACGACUGCACUCAUCGCCCUCCUCUCCUCCUUGCAAAAGGCCGACCUGGCAAGGGCGAAUGGGCUCAUGUACCUCUCACGCAAUCUGGGCGGGGUAAUGGGAGUUGGCGUCGGAGGGGCCAUCACCCAAGCCGCUCUGCGCGUUCAGCUAAUGGAGCGCAUCAAGGGCCAAGGCGCCCAAGAAACCAUCGACUAUAUUCGACACAAUGCGGCGGACUUGAUCAAUCUUCCGAGACAUCUACAAGAACACGCUGUCGACUCAUACCAGGCUGCUGUGCGAGUAGCCUUCAUCGUUGCUGCAGUGAGCCUCACACUCACUCUACUGGUCUGUCUGCCAAUUAGAGAGAUGGGCCUGGACCGCGCUGCGACCGCUUCGACCGCACCGGCAGAAGCUUCGCCGCCACCGCCACCCUCUUCAUCUACCUUGGAGGAGGGGGACAUGUCAGUCAGUGAAGCUUCCGUGGCAAAUGCUUCGAUCACCGAGGGCGUGAGGGCCUCUCAGGUCAGACACGAGCAGGGAGAGGUGCGCAAGUAGCUAGACAGGUGUAAAGGUCUUCAGAAACGGGGUCCGAUGCGACGAAUGGGCGGGAAGGGUCAGUGUUCGAAGACUUCUUUUCGCCGGGCUUCCAAAGGGAUUCUUUGCCCCUCCUCAUCUGCUCUCUGCACCAGAACAGAUGUAUUCAUCCAUUGGUCCACAUUCUGAGUCCCAGCGCGCAAGGAUCGCAUCAUGUCACACCAUUCCUCGCUAGAUUCCUUGUUCUCUUCUAUGACGAAUCUGAUGACUCUAAGCGAUGCUGAAGAGCGCGCCGCCUAGUGAGGGCAAC